Molecule: messenger RNA, 1367 nt
Organism: Papaver somniferum (opium poppy)
Lineage: Eukaryota; Viridiplantae; Streptophyta; Magnoliopsida; Ranunculales; Papaveraceae
Exons: 2
Coding region: 165-1091 (308 amino acids)
Biological process (GO): regulation of membrane lipid distribution; phospholipid homeostasis; membrane assembly
Cellular component (GO): plasma membrane
Source: RefSeq, a predicted model, not a curated record
ACUGGGGAGUAGAGAAAGAUAUUGUCUUGGAGAAAAAUGAAACAAAUGAAUAAUAAUAAUAAGAGAAACAAGAAAAAGGAGAGAGAGGAGAAGAGUGAUAAGGAAAGGGGAUGAUGGAAGAAGGGUUCUCCUAAUCGGAUUCAGUUUCUCAGUGGAGGCUGUCUAUGUACACCUGGAGGCAAAAAGGUUGUGUCCGAGUCAGGAAAGAAAUUCAGAAGAACGACAUGGCGAGAGAGGAGAGCCAGAAAAACCAUGGAAAUGCUUCUGUUACAUUGAGAACUAAUAAAAUUACUCCAGUGUUCUUUGGAGCAACUUUGGUUCUUUGGCUCGGUUCAGUAAUUUUCGAGAUUGUCUUCAAGAGGGUAGAGCUUGUAUAUGUUGUUGCUGGCUGUUGCUUUUACCAGAUGGCGAACUUUGUUAUGCGCUUUGCCGUCUCAAAAGAUCCUCUCACUGUCAACACUAGUGUCUCUUUAUUUCACUCCACCAUUUGUUCAAUUUCAGUAGUUUUCAUUCUGCUUAAUCAGUUGGCCUCAAAGAGUUUUGAGGAGGCUUUUGACCAUUCACAGUUAUUUGGUGGCACAUGGCCUGGUGCCUAUACUGCGUUGUGCUUCUCCUGCGGCUACUUCGCUUAUGAUCAGUGGGAUAUGCUCCAGCACCAUCUCUACAGCGGUUACAUCCCUUCAAUUCUAGUACAUCAUUUCCUUCUGUUGAUUUGUUUUACACUAGCACUUUAUCGGAACGUGACCAUCAACUACCUUAUUCUCACACUCAUCUGCGAGUUGCAUUCAAUUUUUCUGCACGUGAGGAAACUGAGGCGAAUGGCUGGAGUUCGUAACGCCAAGAGCAAAAUAGUGAAAAUGGAGUGGGUUCUGAGUUGGAUGACGUUCUUCCUUGCAAGGCUUGGGUCUCAUAUUCUCAUCACUACCAAGCUUAUUAGAGAUGCAAACAAAUUUGGGAAAGGAGUAGAGCUCCCACUUGCCCUUUUUGGUAUGGCUGGAAUGAACUUGCUUAAUGUCUUCCUCGGCCUUGAUCUUCUUAAAGCUCACAAACGAGAAAUCAAGAAUAGCCAGCAACAAUACCACCGUGAUUGAAAAAAGGAAAGCUUAAAAAGAUUGAAUCGAAAUUCCGUAUACGGAAGAUUGUCAGAGAAGUUAAUUUCAUUGUAGGUGCCAUUAAAAAUGCAGCUGCUUUAUGCCUUUGUUAAAAAUCCUAGUAAGUGUUGACAAAGAUUGAAACAAAAAAAAGGAAAUAUCUUUUGAUUCGCUUAUGAAGAAAAACAAUACAACUUGUGAAUCAGUUAACUUGUACCAGCACCAUCAAAAUUUCCAUUGUCAUAUAAAGCUAAUCUUUCAGCUAAAAUAUUUUUU